Cooperia oncophora is the source of this 291-nucleotide messenger RNA. NCBI's taxonomy places the organism in Eukaryota, Metazoa, Nematoda, Chromadorea, Rhabditida, Trichostrongylidae. The record is from the annotation of a GenBank genome assembly.
AUGGAAACCAUUAGAAAAACCGAUCACAACGAGCUGCUUAUUGUCGGAGCCAAGGUGGAUGGCAAGAAUGUCGGCGGAGUUGGAUUUCUCGUAAACCAGGCAGUGGUCCACCUAGUCGACUCUCACAAAAUCGUUAGUCCACGCAUCGCUGUUCUACGUCUUCUGACCAAAAAUCAAGGAGCCAUAUCCAUUAUCAACGGAUAUGCACCCACCUCCACCGCCACUGACGAAGAACGCGAAGAAUUUUACCAGCUUCUGGAAGAUACGAUUCAGAAUGAGAGAACUUACUAC